AUGGGGGCCACGAACCCCAUCCCCGGGCCCAUCCAGGCCGAGACGCAGAUUCCCUCUGUGGAUCCUGCUCACGACCCCAACAUCGUCACCGAGAAGAUCCGUCACUCUGAGCAGAUUGACGAUCUCAAGAGCGAGCUCAGCGAUGGCGACCAGAUCACGGAUCUCUUCAGCCCGUUUCCCGAGGUCAAGGGCAUCGAGCCUGAGGAGAACCCCUUCACCAUCCGUGCCGUUCUGACGGGUAUCAUCCUCGGUUCUCUCGUCAAUGCCUCGAACGUGUACCUCGGUCUGAAGACCGGUUUCUCGUUCACCGCCACCAUGUUCGGUGCCAUCUUCGGUUAUGCCAUCGUUCAAGUCCUAGCCAAGACGGUCCCGCACAUGCCCAUCCUCGGAGGCCGUUUCGGUCCCCAGGAGAACUCCAUCAUUCAAGCAUCUGCCACCGGUGCCGGUGGCAUGUCCGGUCUCUUCGUCGCGGCUCUCCCGGCCAUGUACCAGCUCAACCUCAUGUCCGACAACCCCCGUGAGGACUUUGGCCGCAUCUUGACCAUCACUGUCGUCUGCGCCUUCUUUGGCCUUUUCGCUGCGGUUCCUCUUCGCAAGUUCUUCGUCAUCAACGUUGCUCGCGAGUUGAACCUUGUUUUCCCCACACCAACUGCGACUGCCCUGACUAUUCGUUCCAUGCACGCCGUCGGCAGCGGUGCUGCGGACGCUGUCAAGAAGAUCAAGACCCUCGGAUACACCUUCGUGGGUGCUCUGGUUCACAUUGUCGUGUCCCAGUACGCGGAUGGAAUCCUCCACAACUGGCACAUCUUCACCUGGUUCUACAUCUGGAGCGGCUACAAGAACUGGGCCAUGAACAUCGAGAACUGGGGCUGGUACAUCCAGAUCACCCCCGCCUUCUUCGGCUCCGGCAUGCUCGUCGGUCUGAACGCCGCCUGGUCCUGGUGGGGAGGAACUUUCUUCGCCUGGGGCUUCGUCGGCCCUCUCUUGGUCAAGUACGGCGAGGCCGUCGGUGUUGCCCGAGCUCCGGACGACCCCAAGUGGCACGACAGAGUCGCCUUCAACGGCAUGACUAUCAGCGAUGAGCCUGACUGGGUUCCUUCUCCCCGCUACUGGUUCUUGUGGCCCGGCGUCAUGGUUUUGGUGUGCUACUCCAUGGCUGAGUUCGUCCUCCACAUUGGUGUCAUCCUCGACGGUGCCAAGUUUGCCUUCCGUUCCGGUGCGAGAAGCAUCAACAACCGCCUCCAAGCCAAGGGAAAGUCGAACGAAUUCCUUGCCAAGCAUGCUGCUAAGGCUGAUGCUGCCGAUGGUCUUGUUGAGGACUUUGCUCCUCCCAGCCAGCAAGUCCCAGCCUGGGUUUGGGCUACUGGUACCCUUGUCUUUGUCGUUGUGGCCUGCAUUGUCUGCCACAUUCAGUUCCACAUGAACGCUGGCCUCGCCAUCCUUGCCUGUAUCUUGGGUCUUCUCUUUGCCUUCCUUAGCAUUCACGGAGGUGCCGUCACCGACUGCACUCCUUUGACUGCUUCUGCCAAGGCCUCUCAGCUGGUUUUCGGCGGUGUCACAAAGGGACAAGGACUUGAGAUGCACAAUGCACAGCGCAUCAACCUCAUUGCUGGUGGUAUUGCCUCUGGCACUGCGGACGUGGCUACUGCUCUUGUCAGCGACUUCCGUGUUGGUUUCCUUCUUCGCACCCCGCCCCACUUGCAGUUUUACGCACAGGCCAUCGGUGCACUCGUUAGCGUGUUCUUAGCGCCAGGAGUGUUCGUACUGUUCAUGGCUGCGUACCCAUGCAUCUGGCAUGAACUUGACGCAACAGAAGAAUGCGCGUUUCUUGCGCCUUCGGUAACGGCUUGGCGCGCUGUAGCGGAAGCUGUGACCCUUCCUCAACUUCCUAUUACUCGUUCUUGUGGCAUUUUCACGAUCGUGAUGGGUGUGGUGUGUGUCCUGCAAGCCGCCCUCAAGAACUUCUACCUUGUGGGCAACCGCACCAAGUACAGGGACUACCUUCCCAACUGGAUGUCCAUCGGUGUUGCCUGGGUUCUGGGACCCGAUUCUGGCUAUGCCAAUGCCAUUAUGUUCGGAGCUAUCACUGCUUGGUGGUGGCGCAAGUAUUUCCCCAAGAACUUCGAAACUCACUGCUUCGCGGCUGCCGCAGGUCUGAUUGCCGGAGAAGGCUUCGGUGGUGUGAUCAACGCCGCGUUGGAGCUUGGUGGUGCCUCGGGCGCAUUUUACGGCACUGAGAUCGCAAUCCCCGGUGGAACAUGGUAA
This is a messenger RNA of Colletotrichum chrysophilum, 2265 nucleotides long. RefSeq lists its product as uncharacterized. Gene Ontology annotation, molecular function: oligopeptide transmembrane transporter activity. The record is from RefSeq and is a predicted model, not a curated record. Bases 1 to 2265 code for a protein of 754 amino acids. Lineage: Eukaryota; Fungi; Ascomycota; Sordariomycetes; Glomerellales; Glomerellaceae. The transcript has 5 exons. Gene Ontology annotation, cellular component: fungal-type vacuole membrane.